AUGUCUUCUGAUCGCAAUUCACCCCCUCUGCCUUCCCCAGGCGCUACCGACCGUCGACGCUCCUCCUUCACAGGCCAGACAUUCCACGACCUCUUCGGUCGUCAGAGCAGCAUCUCCGGACAGCAGCAGGGCCCCAUCACCACCGCUGCUGCCAACGCCCAACGACGACGCCUCUCCCUCACAACCAUCGGCCUAUCCGCCUCUCCCAACCAAUCCUCCCCCUUCCAGCAAGGCCGAUCCCGCACAGAGAGCCUAUCCAGUGCCAACUCGGGCUCUGUCGACGAGAGCCCCUUCGAGGAUGAUCCGGCCCCUUCCGCUGGUGCCGGCAGCAACCCAGCAACACCCUUCGCCCGUCGAUUGAGCUUUGGAGCGCGCGCAAUGCGGGAUGUUAGGCAGAGCAACGGGAACAUUGGAAACACCAAUGGUAGAUCUACCGUCCUUAAAGCCUCCACUCCCCCGACUGCUAGAGGUCGAGGCAAUGCUUCCAAUUCGGCAGCAGUGCCUGUGCAAUGUUCAACUUCUUCUUCUGCGUCGUCUGCGUCUUCUGUUCUCCCACACCUUCUCGUCGAACAUUACAAACAACACCCCGAUCAAGCACUUGGUGAACGCGAGCUGACAUCUAUUCUCUCUACUACAGGCGAAGGUUACAACUUUGCGGAGAACCUCCGCUCCCGCGCCGAACGCGGAUCCAUCUCCGGCUCCCUCCCCGGUGCUCAUUCCAGCCACCUCCCGAACCCUCCGUAUCAGCAUCAGCGCGCCAAAAGUGUCACUGUCAUGGAACCUCCCGCUCAAGAAGACGAAAGAGAGAAGGAGUCAACGAAGAGGACGAUGGUGGAGGAGGUGAUACAAGCUCGACCAGCACAGACGAGCGAUCAUGCAGGUCCCGGGUUACCCCCGCGCUGCAAGUUUCCCAAGUACGACUGGAGACGAAAACGAAAACAACAACAGCAGCAGCAGCAACCAAACACGGAACAACGAUAA
Molecule: messenger RNA, 981 nt
Organism: Aaosphaeria arxii CBS 175.79
Lineage: Eukaryota; Fungi; Ascomycota; Dothideomycetes; Pleosporales
Exons: 3
Coding region: 1-981 (326 amino acids)
Source: RefSeq, a predicted model, not a curated record